Molecule: messenger RNA, 1066 nt
Organism: Helianthus annuus (common sunflower)
Lineage: Eukaryota; Viridiplantae; Streptophyta; Magnoliopsida; Asterales; Asteraceae
Exons: 3
Coding region: 4-957 (317 amino acids)
Source: RefSeq, a predicted model, not a curated record
CACAUGUCCCCCUGUCUUUUACUAACCACAGAUUCCACCAGAAAACUAGAUUCAAACCAAACCAAACCGAACAUGGUGAAGCUGGCGACGGCGCGUGAGUGUAGAAUGUACGGGCCGGGUCUGACCCGGAACAGAGCAGAGUACAUGAACGCCGGAGUUUACGUGUUUUCAACUAUUAUGUUGAUAUGUGGGUUCGUUUUGUUGCUGGCGAGGCAACCACAAGUGGGGCUUGUAAUGCUUUUGAUUGGGUUGACGUUGAUAGUAGCGGCGAAUGUACACGAUUUGAUCGCGCAUCUGGCCGGUAUCGAUUACCGGAUUGGGUUGAUGGAACUGGAUAUUCAGCUUCCACUUGUUGAGGUUGGUGUGCCGGUGGUUCAGGCUUUGGGUGGUGUUCUUUUCUUUUUGGGUAUUCUUUUCCUUCUCAUCCAGGGAGAGAAAGGAUACCAUCAUAGCAGGCUCGAGGCACAUGCGAUGAACAUGCUGAUCGCGGGUUCAGUGUUAUGGGUGGUUGGUUCGAUCUUAAAUUCAUGUCAGAUCUAUGAGAGAGCCGAUGGUCAUGUUCAAAUCCUGCAACAAAGUGUCCAAAUCCCGUUUCUAACGGGAAGCUUCUUAUUCAUGGUGGGUGCCAUCCUCAACAGCCGUGAGCAAGUCGGAUAUUUACGCCAUGGUCUGCAUCUAUUGAGAAGGACUUGGAUUUGGAUUGGUAUGUUUGCAAGUCUGUUGUUACUAAUAGGGGGUUUAGCAAAUGUGGUUAAAGUGUUCAAGAUGCUCCAAAUGGAUAGGCUAAGAUUGGAGAAAUUACGAGGUGGGGCCCAAGAGAGACUCGUCAGAGUACGCGAAGGGCAGACGCCGUUUCUUAGAGAAGAGCGAAGAAGGUGGCCGAGGCAAGUAGAAACCACCCCAGAACCGCCACCGGAACCAACUCCAUACAAGGAUGUUCUUGUUGGUAAAUCCUAAUUAUUGUUCCGUCUUACAUGAUAUGCAACCUUCUUGCAUGCCUCAUGAUGUUUUACAUACAUUUGGUAUUAUGGAUUAUUAGUCAUUUUACUUGAUAUGCAAGUUACCU